Aegilops tauschii subsp. strangulata is the source of this 396-nucleotide messenger RNA. NCBI's taxonomy places the organism in Eukaryota, Viridiplantae, Streptophyta, Magnoliopsida, Poales, Poaceae. The record is from RefSeq and is a predicted model, not a curated record.
AUGGCCGACACGGGGGAUGAGGCGGAACGCCGCCGCCGCGCCAGAUCUGACGCCGCACGCAAGCGGGGGCGCGUCGGUGGCUCAACCGCGGAGGCGGUGAAGAGGGAGCCGGAGGAGGCCGUGCCCGAUGCGCCGCCGCGUCGAGGCGUCAUCGGGCCCGUGGACUACCUCCCCCCGGGGCAGGAGGAGCUCCUCGAGCGCGUCGUCCUCGAGCGGUCGACGAGGGAGCAGGAGGAGAUGGAAGAGCGCAUCCGGCGCGAGCUCGAGUACGAGCGACUCUUCUUCGAGACGGGCGUCACAGCAUCGCAGGCGCACAAAUCGAAGGAGGUUGACCUGCGCGUGAUGAAGGCGGAGCAGGCAAAGCUCUACAUCGACCUCGACUCCGACUCCGACUGA